AUGGAUGUCCCACCCCAACCUCUUGAUCCAAAGCUGUUCUGUUAUCCAGAGACGAAUGCCUCUUGCACCAGAGAAAUCUUAAAUGAAGGAGCUCAAAUUGCAUUAUACCUUCUUUUUGUUUUAGGUAUUCUGGUUACCAUCCUCGGUAAUGGUGUGGUCAUUAUCUCAAUUGCUCACAUAAAACAGCUACACACGCCCACUAACAUGUUGAUAAUGUCUCUGGCACUCGCAGACCUGCUGAUCGGUGUGACUGUAAUGCCGUUCAGUAGCAUUAGGGCUGUGGAGGGCUGCUGGUACUUCGGGGAGGUUUUUUGUUUGCUGCAUUCCAGUUUUGAUAUGUUUCUCACUUCAGUUUCAAUUUUUCACCUGGUAUUCAUAGCCAUAGAUCGUUAUUUGGCUGUCUGCAAUCCACUUCGCUAUACCACUAAUAUAACUUUACCAACUGCAUGGCUGAUGGUUCUCGGCAGUUGGUGCUUAUCUGCACUGUACUCAUAUGGCCUACUAUAUUCGAAAGCACAUGUCAGAGGACAGGAUGAAUCCAUUGCAUCUGUAUAUUGCCUGGGAAGUUGUGAUCUUUUCUUCAAUGCACUGUGGGGCGCCCUAGACACAUUAAUAGCCUUUUUCUUUCCAUGCUCUGUCAUGGUGGGUUUGUAUACAAAAAUAUUUUUUGUGGCAAAAGAACAUGUGAGAAAGAUUGAAGACCGGCAAAAAAAAUUGGUGGGUGGAGGCGUUGUUUCUAAACGGUCAGAACGAAAAGCAGCAAAAACGUUAGGUAUCGUGGUGGGUGUUUUCAUAUUUUGCUGGUUGCCGUUCUUUGUUAAUUCCAUAGUCGAUCCAUACACGAACUUCAGCCACAAUGAUUUCACACCUGACACUGUCUUUGAAAUGUUUCUCUGGCUGGGUUACUUUAAUUCUACUGUAAAUCCAAUAAUAUAUGCACUGUUUUAUCCCUGGUUUCGAAAAUGUCUUAAUGUCAUUGUCACUUUGAAAAUAUUCAAUAAGAAUUCAUCGUAUAUAAAUGUAUUUGCUGCCACAUGA
Molecule: messenger RNA, 1038 nt
Organism: Esox lucius (northern pike)
Lineage: Eukaryota; Metazoa; Chordata; Actinopteri; Esociformes; Esocidae
Product: trace amine-associated receptor 13c-like
Exons: 1
Coding region: 1-1038 (345 amino acids)
Biological process (GO): G protein-coupled receptor signaling pathway
Cellular component (GO): membrane
Molecular function (GO): trace-amine receptor activity
Source: RefSeq, a predicted model, not a curated record